Molecule: messenger RNA, 3276 nt
Organism: Stylonychia lemnae
Lineage: Eukaryota; Ciliophora; Spirotrichea; Sporadotrichida; Oxytrichidae
Source: the annotation of a GenBank genome assembly
AUGAGUAGUUUUAAUCGCAAUUAAGAUCAGAGCGAUGAAAAUGAGCCCAAAAAGUCUAAAUCUAGACCGAGUUUGCUUGCAGAGAGCUCCUAUAUCAAUAAUAAAGGAUCGAUUUCUUCUCAGAAAGACUUGAUAGCAGAUUAAAUGCCAGGGGAAAAGAACACUCAGCAGCUUGGUAAAGUGAGACUUCCCGACAAAGAUGACAAGAAAAUGAAGCGAUAUUUGAUUAAAAUAUUUGAGAAGCUAAAAGAAGGUCAAAACAAUAUGAGCUGUAUGAUUGAGAACAAUGAAUCUCCUGAUUUGCUAAAUGAACACUCUAAUUCUGUCCAAGAACAGUUACUAAAAAAGGAGAAUCAAUCUUCGCUUACAGAUUUUAAUAGCUCUCUGAUAAUCAAGAAUGGACGAGGGAAGGAGAUAACUUCUGGACCUGGGGGAUUAUCAAACGGUAGAAAUGGAAUCAGUAACAUCAAAAUGCAAUUUCAUACUUAAAAUAAUUUCUAUCCUUCUACUAAAUCAUCCUAAGCAAUUUUUAAGUCACGGACUACAGGAAAUUAACCUUAUAAUGCUAGCAAGCAGCAAAAAGCCAAAAAAUAUGAAAAUACUGACAACUUAAUCCAAGAGGAAUCUGGAGAGGACAAUUAAAUCCAAUCAGAAGAUGAUGAAGAGGAUUUUCAACUUCCUGUAAAUCACUAAAAUGGAACUAAUAUUUAGCAACAUACAGAAAAAUUAAAAAUCAACCGAGUGAAAAAACUAAAGAAAAAUAGCAAUAAUAAUUUAACCCCUAACUAGGGUAAUAAUAUCUUAGCGAAAGGCGAAAACAUAAUAGAUAAAAAGCAAAAAUAAUAAUAACGAAUGCAGAAUUUGGAAGAUUCACCCAGCUAAUUACCAAAUUAAAUCUAUCAAAACAACCCUCAAAAUUUUUAAAUUCCAAUCCUAUCAAGAGGCACUAAUAAUCAUAACAUAUUUCACAACAAUAACUCGACAUCUGUGCCAAGACCUACUUUGGCAAGCGAAAUAAAGUUACUUAAAGAGAUAAAUGGACAAUCUCCUUAAGGAUUUAAUAAAAAGAUAUCAAACCAGUUUAUUCAAAACAACAACUUAGCUAACUUCAUGUGGAAUUCGAGUACUAACGAUAAUACAGAGCCAGUUACAGGAAAAAUCAAUCAGAGAGAGAUAUUAUCUAAGCAGGGUAAUCGACCAAUGAGAGAAUAUAAUCUUUUAGAAGGAAGUAACUAGCCCUAAGGAAGACCGAUGACAAGAAGUAACUAAAGAAGACCUGUAAGUAGAUAAGUUAAUCAGUUUGAUAACUCAGGCAUUGGGGCAUAAAAAAUGCUUGUGCAGUAGCAAAUGAGAAAUACUCAUUUUGGAGAUGGAGGAUUUGGAUUCGCUUAGAAACUAAAAGAACCUAACACAAAGCAAAAUGAAAACAUAUUAAGAGAAUCUUUGAAGAAUGGUACAGGCUUAUCAGCUCAAAUUAAUGGAAUUAUUUCAGGAGGAGGCAAUACAGUAGCAGUUUUGACAUAAAAUAAUGCACAAAUCCUAAACAGAUCAAUUACAUUUAAUAACAAGAAUCAAAAUUUGGGAUAAAGUCAUAGUAUUCCUAUUAAUAAUCAGAAUAAUCAUCACUAUGAGUAGAUAUCUACUUAAGAAAGUAGUGGUUCUCAUUUUUAUUAGCCUUCUACUUUCCUUAACAAGUCAAUUGAAAGCAGUUCAUCCAGAGGCAUUAUUAUCUCUGCAAAGUACUAGCAAAAUGCUAAUGCUGGAACCAUAAAUCAAAUAAUUAGAUAAAAUUCAGGAGAUCAGGUAAAAAAUGAAAUAGAAAUGAAUAAUAGUAUUAUUUAAGGGAAACAGAAAAUAAAUUUGACAAUGGGGGGAACUUAAUAUGAUAAUAACUGCUUUAAAUUAAUCACUAGAGAAGAUAAUGGAAAUUCAUAGCAUAUCUACAGUCACUAAUAGCAGUAGUUGCCACUAAAGCAUUUCCAAAAUAUAAAAAAUGGUAGCUUUAAGGAGUAAGCUGCUUCUCCUCAUCUCAGCUCAAUUUAAGAGAUUGCUAAUUAACAACCCUAAAACAUGAUAUUUACUGCAGCUUCAAAUACUUAAAGCAAGUUCUAUUAAUAGCAGAACAAUAACUAAAGACAACCAAUUUAGAGAGCUUCCCGAAACAUAACAGGACAUCUUUAAUAAUAAAAUUCAGACUCAACAAUAGAAGCUAAAAAGGAUAUUAGAAAGUAGUCAUAGAACACAACCUAAGAGAAGUUUUACCCCCAAAGGUAGCAAUACAAUUCGACCAAUACACAAAAUAACGUUGCUUGUAAUAGUAAUCCAUAGGUUUUCAAUUAAAAUUUAAAUGGAGGUACUAAUAUAUAGCAACUCAAAUAACACUCUCAAUAAAAGGGAUUUAACAUCAAGAAUGAAGUUAAAAUUUCAUUAGAGUUUGUUAAUCAAAAUGGGUAAACUUAGCAGGAUAAUGAAGGAGUUUAGAAUGUUAAAAGGAGGUAAUCAAAUAAGUCAAAAAAUCAUCGGAUGAAAGAUGGAGCAGAAAUGAUCAAAGAAGAGCAGCAUGAAGAAAUCAGUGAUGAUGAGUUGGAUCAAAAUAAAGGCAGCAUAUCAAAGCCAAUCAAGGUAAGGAUACAUGAAAAAAGCAUUGAUGAUUACUAAUCCCAAGAUUCAAUCUAAGUUUCAUCACAACCUAUAUUAAGCUAAACUGGCUAGAUCGAAAGACCCAAUAAUAGAUUAGGUUGCAGCAGAGCUUUUCACAAAGAUGUUUUCAAAGAAUCUGUAAAUGAAUAUAGCAGUUUACCCUAGAAUUAUCAUCCUAAUCAAUGUGGUGCCCACUCAAUGCCAAGAAGUAAUAAUCAUAACAAUCAGAGUUUUCAGGAAAAUGACCAAAAUGUCUCUAAAACUUCCAGCAGUGCUACAAGUCUCACAAUUAGUAAGCAAGGGAUAUCUGGAUCAAUGCAAAAUUAGCAAAAUACCUACUAAGGGUCAUCUAUCAGCCCAAAACCUAAUAAAUGGCAAUAGAGCACUAAAGACACUAACACUUCAAUCAACAUCUCGAUGACACAAGGGGGUAAAUUUUAAGAAAUGCAAAGGGACGUGAACAUAAUGUAUUUGGGGUAAGAUUUCACCAGCAGUAAUGCUCACAACAAUUAUAGAGCUAUCCAGUAAAAGAAGAAGGCUUCGGCUGGGAUAAAGCUUAACCCAAUACAUAGGAUUCCUGGCAACGAGAGUUAAUACACAUCAGCGAAUAACUAAAAUUUCCACAAUCAGUUUUGA